Aethalodelphis obliquidens (Pacific white-sided dolphin) is the source of this 2378-nucleotide messenger RNA. It is a transcript of the gene MUL1, whose product is annotated as mitochondrial E3 ubiquitin protein ligase 1. The record is from RefSeq and is a predicted model, not a curated record. Gene Ontology annotation, molecular function: ubiquitin-protein transferase activity. NCBI's taxonomy places the organism in Eukaryota, Metazoa, Chordata, Mammalia, Artiodactyla, Delphinidae. The transcript has 4 exons. Gene Ontology annotation, biological process: organelle organization; protein ubiquitination. Gene Ontology annotation, cellular component: mitochondrion. Bases 134 to 1192 code for a protein of 352 amino acids.
GUUUCCGGGAGAGACAGUGCUGGGGGUGCGAUUCCGGGUGAAGGGAGGUGGCGCGAGGCGGAGGGCGGGGGUCGCGCGUCGUGGGGCCUGACCUCGGCGGCGUCCCAGUCCGCGCCCAGGGCUCGGCGCAGCCAUGGAGAGCGGAGGGCGGCCCUCGCUGGGCCAGUUCAUCCUCCUGGGCACCAGCUCCGUCGUCACCGCUGUCCUGUACUCUUUGUACCGGCAGAAGGCCCAGGUCGCCCAAGAGCUCAAGGGAGCUAAAAGAAUCCACUUGGGUGAAGACUUAAAGAGCAUUCUUUCAGAAGCUCCAGGAAAAUGUGUGCCUUACGCUGUUAUUGAAGGAGCCGUUCGGUCUGUUAAAGAAACGCUUAACAGCCAGUUUGUAGAAAAUUGCAAGGGGGUGAUCCAGCGGCUGACGCUUCAGGAGCACAAGAUGGUGUGGAACCGGACAACUCGCCUCUGGAACGACUGUUCCAAGAUCAUUCACCAGAGGACCAACGUGGUGCCCUUUGACCUGGUGCCCCACGAGGAUGGCAUGGAUGUGGCCGUGCGGGUGCUGAAGCCCCUGGACUCGCUGGAUCUGGGCCUGGAGACGGUGUACGAGAAGUUCCACCCCUCCGUCCAGUCCUUCACGGACGUCAUCGGCCACUACAUCAGUGGGGAGCAGCCCAAGGGCGUCCAGGAGACCGAGGAGAUGCUGAAGGUGGGGGCCGCCCUCACGGGGGUGGGCGAGCUGGUCCUGGACAGCAGCUCCAUCCGUCUGCAGCCCCCCAAGCAGGGCAUGCAGUACUACCUGAGCAGCCAGGACUUCGACAGCCUGCUGCAGAGGCAGGAGUCCAGCGUCAGGCUCUGGAAGGUCCUGACGCUGGUGUUCGGCUUUGCCACGUGCGCUACCCUCUUCUUCAUCCUCCGGAAGCAGUAUGUGCAGCGUCGAGAGCGACUGCGCCUCCAGCAGAUGGAGGAGGCGUUCCGGGAGCACGAGGCCCAGCUGCUGAGCCGAGCCAACCCCGAGGACCGGGAGAGUCUGAAGAACGCCUGCGUCAUGUGCCUGAGCAACUUCCGGUCUUGCGUCUUCCUGGAGUGCGGGCAUGUGUGUUCCUGCGCCGAGUGCUACCAGGCCUUGCCGGAGCCCAAGAGGUGCCCCAUCUGCAGGCAGGCGAUCACCCGGGUGAUUCCCUUGUACAACAGCUAAUGGUCUCGAGGCCCCACAGUGAGACCCCCCGCCCCGCUUCAGGGCUGUUUAUCUCCAGGCCUUUAGAAGAGCAGUGGUGGGCGGCUGUCAUCUCACAGCCCCAGCAGCAGAGGGCGGCCUUUCCAACGUGCAGGGGACCUUUUCCGGCACUGAGCACAGACUCACAGCUGCAUCCCGGGGCAGGCGCCGUGGCGCCGCGUCCCUUCCCUGGAGGCCCUGAGCGUGCGUGGCUGAGGACAGCUCACCGCUCAAGUGCCAAAGUCAGUGGCCUCCAGCUUUUCUGUUCUGGUGUCUUCUCGUCCUUUCUGGUGAGGUGUCGGUCCCUGUGGACUUGAGCCUUGAAUGACUCGGCCAGAGGUGGGGCAAAGUUGCCUUGCGGAGCCGCUUCUGAAGAGACUGCGCAGUCUCCUUCCCCCUUGCUUACAGCCCGGAAAAAAGUUGUCAGGCUGGACGCGUCACUCGAGUCCCUUUCCCUCACGUGCUGGCCUCCUACACGUGCGCACACGUGUGUCAGGACAAAAGGAAGUGAAAUCCUGCAUCUGCCCCCUGCCUGACAGGGCGGGACUCUGGUCAGAGAAUGGAGAGAGGUCAUUUGCGGGGGCACUUGGACCGGUGCCCAUUCAGUGAUCCCCGUGGCAGUGAGGAUGGGGCCGCUUAGCUGCAGCCCUGCUGGGGCCACUACGGACCUAACGAGAGGGCCACCAGAGCACGUGUCCGCCCUGGCUUGGAACUCCCGAGGCCUGAGCGGGCUGAGGGCUCUGCUUUUCCCAGAGGAAGCAGUAAGGGCACUGCUGCCCCAGCCUCGGGCUUUCCCAGCUCCACUCCAAGGCUGGCCCCACGGAAAAGAAGCAGCCGGCAUCCUGAGCGCAGAGCCUCUCCCGGCCCCCCGGCCCAUCCCUGGAAAGUUCACAUCCCGUGGGUGUAAUCACACCGCCCUUCUCACAGGCCUGCUCACCCCUCAGCUGUCCCGCUCGAGUUUGUGAGUGUGGAGAAGUGGGGAAGCCUCUCUCACCACCUCUGAGUGUCCAAGGCCACGUGCACGGCGCUUUCCUCUCUCGCUUCCCUGGCUUUGAAUAUCCAUGCCCGAUCCUCCUUUGUGCGGGGGAGAUGGGGGUGCUCUCAGGGGGCUGACGUCGGUUCUCUGCGCGUCCAGCAUGGACGGCACAAAUAAAAGACGUUAUAGCCA